Messenger RNA from Bombina bombina (fire-bellied toad), 2282 nucleotides. RefSeq names its product serpin family F member 1 (gene SERPINF1). Lineage: Eukaryota; Metazoa; Chordata; Amphibia; Anura; Bombinatoridae. Gene Ontology annotation, molecular function: serine-type endopeptidase inhibitor activity. Bases 124 to 1344 code for a protein of 406 amino acids. Gene Ontology annotation, biological process: positive regulation of neurogenesis; negative regulation of angiogenesis; negative regulation of endopeptidase activity. The transcript has 8 exons. The record is from RefSeq and is a predicted model, not a curated record.
AACUGCACUCAUCCCCCUCAUAAAGAGCCAGCUGAGGGUCUCCAGACUUCAGAUCCACACAGGCACCUCUAGGGGUGGGAGCCCAAGAGACACAGCUUCAAUUUACUUCUCCAAGGAUUCAACAUGAAGAAGGUCUACAUUCUUUUCCUUCUCGCAGGCAUAUUCGCCACCAGCCGCUCUCAAGAUGUUGCAGAGGAGGUUCCCACAACUGAGACAGAAGAGGAAGAGGAUCCCUUCUACAAAAGUGCAGUUAACCGUCUUUCUUCUUCUGCAUCCAACUUUGGAUAUGAUCUUUACCGUGAACUAGCAAACAAGAAUCCCUCCAGCAACAUAUUAAUGUCCCCCCUCACCAUUGCCACUGCUCUUUCCAGCCUUUCUUUGGGAACUGGCCAAAGGACUGAAUCUUCCAUUCAUCGGGCUCUGUACUAUGACCUGCUUAAUGAUCCUGAUCUCCACAGCACAUACAAGGAGUUACUCACCAGCCUUUCUUCACCAGAAAAAGGAGUCAAAACUGCAUCUAGGAUUAUUCUUGAGAGAAGACUCAGGCUAAGGCUGGAAUUUAUGAAUCAAGUGGAAAAGUUCUAUGGUAAUAAGCCCAGGGUUCUGUCCGGAAGUACUCGCCUAGACCUUCAAGAAGCCAAUGACUUUGUACAGAAACAAACAGGGGGCAAUGUGGUAAAGUUUUUUAAGGAAAUUCCAAGCAGUGUUAGUAUCCUUCUACUGGGAGCUGCAUAUUACAAAGGUCAAUGGGUUCACAAAUUCAACCCUCUGGAAACCGUUGUCCGCCAGUUCCACAAAGAUGAGCAGACAUCCGUCUUAGUUCCAAUGAUGUCAGCCAAGAAUGUUCCAGUUAGAUAUGGCCUGGACUCAGAUUUUAACUGCAAGAUAGUUCAGCUGCCACUUACUGGAGGAGUUAGCGUCAUGUUUUUUCUGCCAAUCACAGUCACCCAGAAUCUGACCAUGAUUGAAGAAGGUUUAACAUCUGAGUUUGUACAUGAUAUUGAUCGUGCGCUGCAACCAGUCACUCUAGAGCUACGCAUUCCUAAACUGAAGCUGAGCUACGAGACUGAGCUUAUGAGCACACUAAAGGAUAUGAAGCUUCAGUCUCUCUUCUCAUCUCCUGACUUCAGCAAAAUCAGUUCUAAAUCAAUAAAGCUGACACACAUAUUCCACAAAGCUUCCCUGGAGCUGAAUGAGAGUGGAGCAGAUAAUGCACCCACACCAGAGGCCAACACACGCCACUUCCCAAUAGAAUAUCACAUGGACCGCCCCUUCCUCUUUGUCAUCCGGGCUGAUGACAAUGGUGCUCUUCUCUUCAUUGGAAAAGUUAUGGACCCUAAGUGACAAUCCCACUAAUUGCAAUAUAUUGAAAUUCUUCAUUUAAUUUUUGGCAUUGAUAGAAGUAAUGUACAAUUAUAUUGCAGUGCUUUUCAGGUUCCUUCAGCAGCCAAGAUGUUACACAGACAGAUGCAGAUACACAAAUAAGACCUACACAGUGAUCCUGUUUAUCCACCUGCCUUUCAAUAAGGUCUCCAAUAUUAUACAAAUUUACUUCAAAUAGGCCGUUUUUCUGACAGUGUUCCAAAAGUUAUAUGAUGCUGUUUUACUUUAUUGGUAAAUGAGGACAAAAUGUAAUAUAUGUGCUAAAUGUUUAAAGACUUCAAAAAGCUUCCCCUUGUAAUCGCUGCUAACUUACAGCUGCCAUUAUGCAGAUAGACAAACAAGACAGUCAAGGACAUAAGCUAAGAAAAUGAGUUGUCAAUACUGUACUUUAUACCAAUCAAUCAACAGCUUUAUAGACUUCCAGCUACACUGGCAUUUUUCACGUUGGAUCUAUGUGUCAGUUAGCAUUUGGAAAAAGAUUAAUCUUGCAAAAGAAAAUCCCACUAUGCUUUGUCAUUCCAUAUGUCUGAUGCAUCAGCGGCUUAAUACCUUGGCUGCCAGGAGAGCUGUAAUGUACUUUAUAGGAGUGCGUUCCAGCCCAUUCUGGCAGCCAACAGGUUAAAUCACUUAAUAAACCUAUGAUUUUUUUUGUUUGCACCAGAAACCAUGUUUGAUAAAUCUAACCGUUUACAUGUUUCACUUUGAUCUGGUCUCAACAGCCACAGUGCCAGUUUGCUAUGUAAAAAAAUAAUAAUAAAGUGUGUCCUUGUGCGUCUCCUUUUACUAGCAACACCCAUUGUUUAUUUUUAUUGCUGUAUUAUUUGAAAAGAUGAGGCCCUCUGCUAUGUGCCAGAACAAGCCACAUGCAAUAAAAGUCUGUUUUACUUAUUGUUCAGGAA